GAGUACGGCAAGCGGGAGGGACAAACGGUCCUUAAUGUUUGUUCUCUGGUUUCCAGGUUAGUGUUUGCUCAGGGGGUGGCAGUUGCCGUAGGUGAAAUCUGCUGGGCCAUGUCGGCUUUCGAGAAACCUCAGAUUAUCGCCCAUAUCCAGAAGAGCCUCAACUACACGGUGUUUGACUGUAAAUGGGUGCCAUGCAGCGCCAAAUUUGUGUCCAUGGGCAACUUCGCUCGGGGCACCGGCGUCAUUCAGCUGUAUGAGAUCCAGCACGGGGAACUGAAGCUGCUUCGGGAGAUUGAAAAGGCCAAACCCAUUAAAUGUGGAACAUUUGGUGCAGCAUCUUUACAGCAGAGAUACUUAGCUACUGGAGACUUUGGUGGAAACCUUCAUAUAUGGAAUUUGGAAGCUCCGGAGAGCCCAGUAUAUUCUGUGAAAGGCCAUAAAGAAAUUAUAAAUACUAUAGAUGGUGUUGGUGGACUAGGAAUUGGAGAAGGAGCACCUGAAAUUGUGACUGGCAGCCGAGAUGGAACUGUCAAGGUGUGGGACCCACGGCAGAAAGAGGAUCCUGUUGCUAAUAUGGAACCUGUACAAGGUGAAAACAAGAGAGACUGUUGGACUGUGGCAUUUGGCAAUGCUUAUAAUCCAGAGGAGCGUGUUGUUUGUGCUGGCUAUGACAACGGAGACAUUAAACUCUUUGAUCUCAGAAAUAUGUCAUUGCGGUGGGAGACAAACAUAAAAAAUGGGGUGUGCAGUGUGGAGUUUGACAGAAAAGAUAUAAGUAUGAAUAAGUUAGUAGCUACAUCUCUGGAAGGAAAGUUCCAUGUUUUUGACAUGAGAACACAGCAUCCAACCAAAGGUUUUGCCUCGGUUUCAGAAAAGGCUCAUAAAUCCACCGUGUGGCAGGUCCGACACCUGCCGCAGAACAGAGAGCUGUUUCUGACUGCUGGAGGCACCGGCGGCCUUCACCUCUGGAAGUAUGAGUACCCUAUUCAGCGGACCAAGAAAGACUCUGAAGGUGUGGAGAUGGGCGUCGCGGGCUCUGUUAGCCUCCUGCAGAAUGUGACAUUGUCUACCCAGCCCAUUUCAAGUUUGGAUUGGAGCCCAGACAAAAGGGGCCUCUGUGUCUGUAGUUCUUUUGACCAAAUGGUGAGAGUACUGAUUGUUACAAAACUUCACAAAAUGUGAUCAAGACUUGGGACUUGAGGC
Molecule: messenger RNA, 1203 nt
Organism: Chrysochloris asiatica (Cape golden mole)
Lineage: Eukaryota; Metazoa; Chordata; Mammalia; Afrosoricida; Chrysochloridae
Gene: DNAAF10
Product: WD repeat domain 92
Exons: 8
Coding region: 109-1182 (357 amino acids)
Molecular function (GO): ubiquitin binding
Source: RefSeq, a predicted model, not a curated record